Messenger RNA from Bacidia gigantensis, 762 nucleotides. RefSeq lists its product as uncharacterized. Gene Ontology annotation, molecular function: DNA-binding transcription activator activity, RNA polymerase II-specific; transcription cis-regulatory region binding. The record is from RefSeq and is a predicted model, not a curated record. NCBI's taxonomy places the organism in Eukaryota, Fungi, Ascomycota, Lecanoromycetes, Lecanorales, Ramalinaceae. The coding region runs from base 1 to 762 and encodes 253 amino acids. The transcript is spliced from 4 exons. Gene Ontology annotation, cellular component: RNA polymerase II transcription regulator complex.
AUGCAACAACUGGCUCCGGCGCCUCAACCAUUACGGGCAGCUCCAAGCGAAAAUGCCACUGAGCAGGCCUUGCGAGAACGGCUCCUUGCUUCGGUACAACCGCAGCACCUCCCCGAGUAUCAGCAACGCCGACAAGAAAACCACGCUUCAAACCCACACAGUCACAACAUCGACCCUGCGAUAGCGGGGUCAAAUAUGAUGAGUCAACACAUGAGCGGAGACGUGAGCGACGGAGACGGGCCAGAACGAAGAGGUAAAAGGGAGUUGUCCACAAGCAAGAGGGCGGCACAGAAUAGGGCAGCCCAGCGAGCCUUCCGCCAACGAAAAGAAAGCCACAUCAAAGAUCUCGAAACCCGCAUCCGAGAGUACGACAACCUCAACACGUCCUACAAAGCUAUUCAAAAUGAAAAUUACGCCCUGCGCGAAUACAUUAUAGCUCUCCAAGGAAACCUUCUACAGAACAAGGGAUCCUAUCCCCCACCACCUCCACACAUCAACCUCCACUCAGGUCGCGCACCUUUAGCUGAUAGCAACGUGCCACGUACAGUAGAGAGUCGCUCGGGAGUUCAGGAAGAACCAGAACGAGCGGCUCCAACGGCUUCAAUGCGGGCGCUCGAAGAUCAUAUCCAGGCCUCUGCCGCACAUUCCCUGAAUGAACAGCGAGAUGAGGCCUUGAGGCGACCAGAUUCAGAUAUGUCAAAGCGACCAAGAAUCUCGGAGGAGUCGCAUGCACACGGCCUCCCACAGCGUACGCAGUCGUGA